Messenger RNA from Halteromyces radiatus, 1537 nucleotides. RefSeq names its product regulator of chromosome condensation 1/beta-lactamase-inhibitor protein II. The transcript has 4 exons. Lineage: Eukaryota; Fungi; Mucoromycota; Mucoromycetes; Mucorales; Cunninghamellaceae. The record is from RefSeq and is a predicted model, not a curated record. Gene Ontology annotation, molecular function: protein binding; guanyl-nucleotide exchange factor activity. Gene Ontology annotation, cellular component: cytoplasm. The coding region runs from base 27 to 1445 and encodes 472 amino acids.
UUUUUUUUUGUAUUAUACUGUAUACCAUGUCGUGUUCCGUUUUAACUGAACUUCCUACUGAUAUUCUUUUGAACAAUAUAUUAAGGAAUUUGGAUGCACCUUCUUUAACACAACUAUCAUUAACUUCACGCUUAUUCAGUCAACUCUGCCAGGAUGAACUUUUAUGGAAACACCUUGUCCUUGAAGACUUUCAUAUUCCUUUGGAUGCCAGUUUUCGUCAAAUGGGUUGGAAGAAUCUUUAUAUGCGACUGAAUGACUCUCGUGUUUAUACUUGGGGUGAAAAUGCUGAUAGUCGUUUAGGACAUACUGAUCGAGACCUUGGUACUCGUCUUUUUUUUAAUUCGCGAGCUGUUUCAACACCUCAUGAACUAACAAGUCUUCGUGGGAAAAACAUUGUGGAUAUAGUUGCAGGUGGAUGGUCAUUUCAUGCAUUAGAUAAACAUGGACGUGUUUGGAUGUGGGGAACGUUACAAAAAGAAGCCAAUCGAAGUCGAUCCAUGGGAAGUCGACUUGUACGUGAACCUAGUUUGGUGGCAUUUCCUGAAAAUACACACAUUGUUUCCAUCUCAGCAGGACGAUCUCAUGCAAUAGCUUUGGCGCAAGAUGGAACUGUAUGGCAUUGGAGUAACAUUUGGACACCACAACGUGUACAUCUACCUUCUUCUCUUCAAAACAAAGUAGUGGUACAAGUAUCUGCUAAUUGGGGUCGAUCAUCAAUCUUGACAGAAAAUGGUGAACUAGUAGUGAUCCCAUUACCGGCCAUGGUAUCUCCAGCUGAACCAUCAGCAUCUACUGACCUUAUAUUGGAUGACAAUGUACCUGUGAUUACUUUGAAUAGUCUUCGACAAGAUGACGAAUUACACCGCUCAUAUCAACAAUCAUCUACUAAUCUUCUUGCUCGACCAGUGUUGAAGGAUGAUUUUAUUGUACAAAUAGCUGGCAUGGAACAUGAUACCUUGGCUCUCUCACGGUUUGGACGUGUUUAUAAAGUGGAUUGUUCGUCGGCCGAUAUGUCUCGGGCCCCUACGUCGUAUGUUUUGGAAUAUAUUCAUUUUGGUGCUGCACAACAGGAAGACAAUCAACGCAAUCAUCUUCAUCGAUUUAUCUCUGCCUCCUUUCAUUCCUUUGCCGUAUAUACUUUAGAUGGUCAAGUAUUACUAGGCAAACAUGAUGAUCCCUUUGAUCAACAUCCUCAAAUCCUCAAUCAUCAAGGUAUUUGCAAAGUAUCCUUUGGAGAUUAUCACUGUGGUGCUUUGACCAAUCAAGGAGAUUUAUUGACUUGGGGUGCAUUUAGUGCUGGUGCUUUAGGACAUGGUGAAACAGAAGAUAUGGAAGAACAUCAUCUGGAGUCUCCAACAAAAGUACAAGCUUUCCAAGAUAUGUAUGUAUUUGCCAUUGGUUUUGGUGGAUGGCAUUCUGGUGUUUUAGCUAUUCCAAAAAACUAGUAAUUAGUUAGUUUGUUAUAUAUAUAUAUAUAUAUAUUUAUAGAUACUACUUUUGGUUCAAUAAAGAUUGUUUUAUAUUGCCUUCAUUUUCA